This is a messenger RNA of Fonsecaea multimorphosa CBS 102226, 1695 nucleotides long. RefSeq lists its product as uncharacterized. Gene Ontology annotation, cellular component: plasma membrane. The record is from RefSeq and is a predicted model, not a curated record. NCBI's taxonomy places the organism in Eukaryota, Fungi, Ascomycota, Eurotiomycetes, Chaetothyriales, Herpotrichiellaceae. Gene Ontology annotation, molecular function: nucleobase transmembrane transporter activity. Gene Ontology annotation, biological process: nucleobase transport; transmembrane transport. Bases 1 to 1695 code for a protein of 564 amino acids. The transcript has 12 exons.
AUGGGGAGACUCUCAGCACUGGUCGACAAAUUGUCGUUGAGAGAUGAACAUGGCCAGAUAGUCUCUGCCUUUUACAAUGAGGAUAUUCGACCUCUACCACCAAGUCGUCGCACAUGGACCGGCCUCACAUACUUCUCCUACCAGUGCAGUGUGGGCGUCAUCAUUGCUCUCUGGUCACUUGGUUCAAGCCUUCUCGCCUUUGGACUGAAUGCAUGGCAAUGUAUCAUCCUGGUCAUCUGCGGAUAUGCGGUCGUUGGCGUUCUUACUGCAGUCGGGUCUGAAGUUGGAGGCCGAUGGCACAUCAACUUCCCUGUCGCGAGCAGGGCAAGCUGGGGCAUACGAGGUUCAGUGUUCCCAGUCCUCAACCGCACGGUCCUCAAUAUCACUUGGUUCUCCAUCGAAUCGUGGUUUGGUAGCAUGUGUGUCAAGGUAACCAUCGGUGCACUGUGGCCAUCCUUUUACAACAUGAAAAACACCUUCUCGACGUCCCUGCCAAUGGAGACCAACGACUUUGUUGCAUGGUUCAUAUUCACCUUCUUUUGUAUGUUUGGCGUCCUGGUUCGACCUGAGGUGUUCCACUGGCCUGCAGUUGUAACAUCUUGCUCCAUGUUCAUCACUUCGCUCGCCAUGAUGGCGUGGUUUGUGAACAAAGUCGGAGGCCCCGGGCCCCUCUUCAAGUCCACGACGGCUCUGACUGGUGUUGAACCGAGCACCGGACCGCACUUGGCUUGGAUGGCUGUCCGGGGUUUCAGCACUGUUAUCGCCAGUCAAGCCACCGGAGUGAUCGGCUACGCAGACUGGGGUCGCUUUGCAAAGACAACCAACGCUCAGCGAUUUCCUCAGGCUCUUGGUAUGGCGCUGGCGGACUCAUACGUGGCUAUUAUCGGAAUCAUCUGUGCAUCUUGUGGCGCCGCCCUCUACCCGGAAGCAGGCCUCCUCUGGAAUCCCGCAGUCUUGCUGACUCAAAUUCAACAACACGGGCCUCCUUCCACCCGGGCUGCUGUCUUCUUUGCCUCGAUUCCUCUCUUGGCAUCUCAGUUUCUAAUCACGGUGACUGGCGCGGCGGUGGCAGGUGGAAUUGACCUGGCUGGCAUUGUGCCAAAAUUCCUCGACCUUCGACGCGGAGCAUGGGUUGUCUGCAUUGUUGGAAUCUUGGCGCAGCCAUGGCAGCUCGCUAAUACCAGUACCAAAUAUGUUGCGGUAAUGGGGUCAUACUCCAUUUUCCUGGCUCCGCUUACUGGUAUUCUCCAUUGCGACUAUUACCUCGUACGAAAGCAGCGGUUGUCCUUGAGAGACUUGUACACUCCGAGCGCAACUUCCUCCUACUGGUUCUUCCACGGGGUAAACUGGCGAGCAGCAGUCAGCUUCUGCAUUGGCUUCUUCUCGUUCGUCCCAGGCUUUGUGCAUACCGUCACCCCGUCUAUCAAGGUCUCGGCAGGCUGGUCCCAUAUCUUCUAUCUGAGCUAUCCGGUAGGAUAUUUAGGAACGGCGGCCGUGUACUACACCCUGAACCAUUUCUUUCCACCUGAUGAAUUGGGCAAAGUGGAUGAGUAUGACUAUUACCAGACAUUUACCCCAAGCGAAAAGCCACCGUUCGGCAUUAUCAUGGGUCUGCCUCCGGCUUCAAAUGCGACGUCCGAGCAGAAUUUGCAGUCCAAAAAAACCGAAGAAGUCGUUGAAGCAAGACUAGUCUAG